Messenger RNA from Symbiodinium pilosum, 751 nucleotides. Lineage: Eukaryota; Dinophyceae; Suessiales; Symbiodiniaceae. The record is from the annotation of a GenBank genome assembly.
AUGGCUGAGGCGUUGACCUGUUGCUCGGCAACGGGGGACGGUGAAAAUCCGGAGGAUUGGGAGCUGGUCGAACGUGGCGAGGCUUGGACUCAGCAGAAGGAGGCCCGCGAUCUCUUCCACAAGACUUGCGAGGAGGACAAGCACCAAGCUGCUGAAGCCCUCCGCGGUCUGUACAAAGCCUCAGCAGAGCUAGACAGGCUGCUUACGGAUGAGAAUGGCAUCGACGAUGUUCAUCGGGCCUGCUGCGUCCCUGGAACUGCCGUGCCUAUUUCUGCGAUCAUGCCCAGGAUGCAUCUUCUCAUCUGCACAACAAAAGAGCAUGGCUUCCAAGAUGGACAGAACGUUAUCAUUACAGGCCUGUCCUUGAACGAUGGGGCUCCACAGUCAGCAGCCUGCACUGUGAAUGAGCUUAGCAGAGACCAUGUGGUUCGUUAUGUGGAUGAGCUUACGCUGUCGCUCUCAGGCCUUGCAAAGUGCCCCAGUGAAGCGGAUGAAGUCAGGCAGUUCAUUGACUUGACCCACGCAGAGGUGCAGCUGUCCAUCUCAUCAUGGGGCCUAGGGCGCACACCGGUCACCCACAGCGUUUUCCAGGCCAUUGCGCAGACGGCAAAGGCUUCUGGUCUAGGCCGUGCGCUGGAGGCAGCAUUGGCGACCGUGCGUACGGCCUGUUGCGGGGUGCAGCACUGUGCAGAGGCGCUUGCAGGACACCUGGAGCACAGGCAGCGAACAUCUGAUGGCUCGGGAGCUGUGA